This is a messenger RNA of Sander lucioperca (pikeperch), 1781 nucleotides long. It is a transcript of the gene fbxo9, whose product is annotated as F-box protein 9. The transcript has 13 exons. Gene Ontology annotation, biological process: SCF-dependent proteasomal ubiquitin-dependent protein catabolic process. Gene Ontology annotation, cellular component: SCF ubiquitin ligase complex. Lineage: Eukaryota; Metazoa; Chordata; Actinopteri; Perciformes; Percidae. The record is from RefSeq and is a predicted model, not a curated record. Gene Ontology annotation, molecular function: protein binding. Bases 203 to 1474 code for a protein of 423 amino acids.
GGUCUGCUCUCCCUGUUUUUCAACUUCGCCACACUUCCUGACUUCCUGUGUCACUGAACCUCCGGGUCACUCAGCGGAAUGGCUGCGUUCCUGCGAGCUCGUAAAUAUGUCCGUUGUGUUGUUCGUUUCUCCGACCGUGAACUGUAAACGCUAGUGUUAACCGCUUGUGACGAUAAAAAGGAGACCUACUAGACAAGCUGCUAUGGCUGAAGAAAAUACAGAUGUGGCAGGUAUGAUUGAGGAUGAAGAUGAAAGUUCAGAUGACCCAAACCUUCAGCUGGAGCUCAAUGCGUUCAGAGAUCAGUGGAUGUCUGAGCUCAAGCCGAGCUCUGGAGCAAGUGGAUUAAGUGGCCGACUGCUACGAGCUAAAGGUCUAAAGAGGACACAAGAUAUUGCCAGGGAGGAGAAAGCCACAGAGCUGUUCUUGAGAGCUGUUCAAGAAGAGCAGAAUGGAGCCGUUUAUGAGGCUAUCAAGUUCUAUCGCAUGGCUGUGCAGCUUGUACCUGACAUUGAGUUUAAAAUCAACUACAGCCGUCCUGCUGAUGCAGACCGAGUUGGAGGAAACUACGUGGAGGACAAUAAUGUUGAUGAGAUCGAGGAUCUACUUGCCUACUUUGAGCAGCAGCUCAAUGUGGAAAGCUCCUUUCCAAAGAUCUGCAGUCCUGAGUUGGAUUUGACUCAGAUGCACAUUUCAGCCUUGCCACGGGAAAUCAUGAUGUACAUAUUCCGUUGGGUCGUGUCGAGUGAUCUUGACAUGCGAGCCCUGGAGCAGCUCUCUCUGGUUUGCCGGGGGUUUUACAUCUGUGCAAGGGACCCUGAGAUUUGGCAUUUAGCCUGUUUAAGAGUGUGGGGACGGAACUGCACCAAACUUGUACCCUUCAAAUCCUGGAGGGAGAUGUUCCUGCGAAGGCCUCGUGUGCGUUAUGAUGGUGUUUAUAUCAGCAAGACCUCAUACAUUCGUCAAGGAGAGGAAUCGUUGGAUGGAUUUUACAGGGCUUGGCAUCACGUUGAGUACUACAGGUACCUCCGGUUCUUCCCUAGUGGCCAAGUUGUCAUGCUGACCACCCCUGAGGACCCUCUGGCCGUUGUUCCUCGCUUGCGUACAAAGAACAUCAGAAUGGAUUCUGUUAUGCUCGGUCAUUUCCGUCUGUCGCAGGAGACGGACAAUCAAACCAAAGUUUUUGCUGUGGUCUGCAAGAAAAAGGAGGAGAAAGCGACUGAGUUUCAAAGGAAUCGGUUCUGCAGGCGGAACCCAGCUCCGGAGGCUGAACACAGCUUCCAUGUGGGACUGCAUCUGUCCUCUGGGGGGCGUCAGAUGUUCAGUAAGCUCGAGUGGAUACACCACUCCUGCCACAUCAAUUACAAGCUGACUGGGGAAACGGUUGUCACAGCAUUUGACGUGGACAGCAAGUACACACCCUUCUUCUUUGCACGUGUGAAGAGUUACACUGCUUUCUCUGAGCAGCCUCUUUAAGCUCGGAGACAGCAAAAAUUCAUCCACCAUUUUAACAACAUGCAUACUCCUCCGCUUGUUUAAUCUGUGCUGCAGCUGGUUCACGGUGUUAAUAUAUGAACCCUCCUGUUUCCUACAUGCGAACACUUUAUGUUUCAGAUUUACAUAAUAGAAUACUACUUAUUUUCUGAUUUCAGAAAUUAUGAUAAUGUACUGAAAGCUAAAAUAAUUAGCAACCUUUCCCACCUGUUCCAAGCAAUGAAUGUCCAUACUGUGUUUGUGUCAUGGUGCACUUUCUCCCUCAAAUAAACAGUGGUGUACAGAAUAU